AUGCAGUUCACUGUAAUCGCCGAAUUACCAACGCUACCCGCACCUGAGGUCGUAGCAAAGACUGACCAGUCCAUUACACUGCGUGUGCAACAUAAAUUAUCUCAAAUGAAUGGCAAGAUGCAAUAUAAAUUACAAGCGAGUCAUAGUGAAUACGGAUAUGUUUACUAUUCAUGGCAUUAUUCAGGUCUUUUUACUGGUAAUAUAUUUCCAGUGAAAGGUCUUACUCAUAAUACGACCUAUGUAUUCCGUAUACGCGUGGUAAAUGAAGCUACUCGGCAAUGCGGUGAGUGGUCACUACCAACAAUGAAUGUACGUACAUUUACAGAGGAAGAGGAUGCCAAGCGUUCAGGGACUGUGUUUGAGCAUGCUCUUAAACUAGAGCGUGAGCAAAAGAGCAUUUUACAGAGUCAAAUUUCCAAGCUUACUGGCAUGCUCGAAGAGCGUAAAACAGCACGGGGGAGUGACAAGAAGGUUCAAUUGCACGAGGAUAUGCUCGCUAGUCGUCGUGUUAUUGAUACGAGACUUGUGAAACUACAGCAGGAGCUGAGUGCUCAAACAGCAGCUUUGCAGACAAUCAAGAGCCAACGCGCUGCUGAUGAAGAGAUGAUCACUGAGUUACUAAAUGAACAGGAGACACUGCGUCGUGCACAGAGCAAACAGCAGGGACAAGUGCAGUAUGAGCUAGAGAUGCAGACACUACGUGCACAAUUGGAAAGGAACAAUGAAGCACUAUGUAAGCACAAGGAACAGGUAAAUGCAAGUCAGGAGCAGAUUAUAAACUAUGAAGCGUCGUUGGAGGCAAAGAAAAGUGAAAUCUCGCAGAAGGAGGAGGAAGUGGAGAGGAUAAUGGCCGACUGCAAUCGUAUGGUGCAGGAGCAAGCCGAUUUAGCUCACGUGAAGCAGCUGGAGGUUGAAGAUGCUCUGCUGGAAGCCAAGACGUCGUUGGAGCAACAGCUUGAUAUUAACACGUAUUUGCGCGAAGAGGUCUCGCGUUUGCGUGAGGAGAAUCAUCACCUGAAGAAUCAAAUUGAAGAAGUAGACUCGGAAAUUGUGCCCAAGCUGGUCCGCCUCGAGGAUGAAAACGAACAGCUGCGUGCUCAGCUUAGUCGACACUAA
Peronospora belbahrii is the source of this 1116-nucleotide messenger RNA. NCBI's taxonomy places the organism in Eukaryota, Oomycota, Peronosporomycetes, Peronosporales, Peronosporaceae. The record is from the annotation of a GenBank genome assembly.